Papaver somniferum (opium poppy) is the source of this 1763-nucleotide messenger RNA. RefSeq names its product polygalacturonase At1g48100-like. Lineage: Eukaryota; Viridiplantae; Streptophyta; Magnoliopsida; Ranunculales; Papaveraceae. Gene Ontology annotation, biological process: carbohydrate metabolic process. The record is from RefSeq and is a predicted model, not a curated record. Bases 58 to 1512 code for a protein of 484 amino acids. The transcript is spliced from 8 exons. Gene Ontology annotation, molecular function: polygalacturonase activity.
GCAGAGCACCAACAGAGAGUACACCUGAAUCUCUCUCUCAUUCUGCGUUCCUCAGAAAUGAUGAAAAAAACUAGAAAUUCAUCUCAAUCAGUCUGUCUUCUUACUGUUUUCUUGGUUAUAAUCUUCACCAUUUCGUUUUCUACAACUACUUCUUCUGUUGAAGCAAGAAAGAAUAAUCACCAUAGAAAUACCAAAAAUCGUCAUGGGCAUCAACAUAGUCAUAAUAAGAAGAGAGGACAUUCUCCUGCACCAUCAUCUUCUCCAACACCUACAUUUAAGCCUACACCACCAAACCCUUACACCAAGAAAUCAAACAUUUUCGAUGUUUUGUCUUUUGGUGCUAAAGGUGAUGGGAUUGCAGAUGAUUCCAAGGCAUUACAAGGUGCAUGGAAAGCUGCAUGUAAAGUAGAAGGAGGAAUAGUGGAAAUUCCGUCAGAAUUCAGGUUUCUCAUAAGACAAAUUUCACUUCAAGGUCCAUGCAAACCUCACCUUGUUCUCCAGAUUGAUGGGAUUAUGUUAGCUCCACCAAAUAUAGGUUCAUGGUCAAAGUCCGAUCUAUAUCAAUGGAUAAACAUCAAAUGGGUUAAAAAUUUCACAAUUCAAGGGGGUGGAGUUGUUGAUGGCCAAGGUUUUGCUUGGUGGAAACCUAAUGAAGUCAGCUACAUUCAGCAGAAGACAUCGAAACACAUGCCAGAUAUGAAACCAACUGCUUUGAGAUUCUAUGAGAGCUCCAGUGUUACGGUUCGAGAUAUAAGAAUCAUUAAUAGUCCAUUGUGCCACUUGAAAUUCGAUAAUUCAAGCUUUAUAAAUGUCAAUAAUGUUACGAUUAUUUCGCCUGAGAAUAGCCCAAACACAGAUGGAAUUCAUCUUCAAAACAGCAAAAAUGUAGAAAUCCAACACUCCAACAUUGGAUGUGGAGAUGACUGUGUAUCAAUACAAACAGGGUGUUCGAAUGUACAUGUUCAUCACAUAAACUGUGGACCUGGACAUGGAAUUAGUCUUGGUAGUUUUGGGAAGGACAAGACUAUCGCGUGUGUUAAAGACAUCGUCAUCGACAAUAUACUGAUGCAAAAUACCAUGUAUGGAGCAAGGAUUAAAUCAUGGCAGGGAGGUAUGGGAUUAGUAAAGAAUGUAACGUUUUCGAACAUUCAAGUCUCUAACGUUAGCACACCGAUCAUGAUAGACCAAUACUACUGCGACAAACAGAAGUGUAAAAAUCAAACGGAAGCCGUGGCAAUAACGGGUGUUACAUUUAAUCAGAUAGUCGGAACAUAUGCAAGCCAACCAUUACAUCUCGCGUGUAGUGAUGGUGUCCCGUGUAGAAACGUCGAUCUCAUUGACAUCCAACUGAAACCAUCAUUAGUUUCUGGAGGUUUUCAUCAAGCUCUAUGUUGGAAUUCACAUGGCAAAUCACAAGCUCCUUUAGUUCCUUCGAGCAUCGAUUAUUGUCUAAGAAGUGGAGUUGGCUCUUUGAAAAGACCAUCAAAAUCACAUAGUGAACAAUUUUGUUAGCUCACCUAACUGUGAACUUCUUAAUUGCCAUGCCAUGGCCGAGAAUAUUCAUUUUUCUUGUUCUUCAAUGGCACUAACAAUCCCAAGUUCGUGUCGUUUGAUUUUUUGGUACUUUUGUGUGCAUAAUAAGAGGUAAUAGUAUUUAGUGUGUUUGUAGAGUUUUAUGUGUCUGUUUUCACUAAAAUCAACAUGGAAGUUCCAACUUGGAAUCUUGUUACUUGAAGCCAUACGCCAAUAGACUUGGUUCAUCA